AUGGGAAUAGCUUGUUCAGCAGCUCAGACGGCCUGUCUCUGUGGAAGUGCAGCCUGCAGUUUUUGCUGUUCACAAUGUCCGUCAUGCAGAAACAGUACAAGUGCUCGAAUUAUGUACGCUUUGAUGUUGAUGCUGGGCACAAUAACAGCUUGCAUCACUUUGGCUCCAGGGCUUCAAGAUGUCCUAAAAAAAGUUCCAUUUUGCUCCAAUAGUUCAAAUUACGUCCCAGAUACAUUUAAAAUUGAUUGUGAGUCUGCUGUUGGAUACUUAGCAGUUUACCGAAUAUGUUUUAUCGUCUCACUUUUCUUCUUCUUGAUGUCAGUGAUGAUGAUAGGGGUCAAAAGUUCAAAAGAUCAUCGAGCUCCUAUACAAAAUGGAUUUUGGGCAAUAAAAUUCUUGCUCGUAAUUGGUGGAGUAAUAGGAGCCUUUUUCAUUCCCGAAGGUUCAUUUGGUCCAGUAUGGAUGUACUUCGGAAUGAUAGGAGGAUUUUUCUUCAUAAUUAUUCAAUUAAUAUUGAUAAUUGACUUUGCUCACUCUUGGGCUGAAGCUUGGGUUAGUAAUUAUGAAGAAACAGAAUCUAAAUGUUGGUACGCAGCACUGUUGAGCGCAACAUUCUUCAACUACUGCUUAGCAAUUGGUGGAGUAGCACUGCUUUACAUCUACUUCACUCUGCCAUCAGACUGCUCGCUCAACAAAUUUUUCAUUUCGUUCAAUUUGAUCCUCUGCGUUAUUGUCAGCGCUAUAUCCAUUUUGCCGAGUGUCCAAGAGUUCCAACCACACAGUGGACUUCUUCAGGCUUCCGUCGUGUCUCUGUACGUUGUCUACCUGACAUGGAGUGGUGUCUCCAACAGCCCAGACCAUGAGUGCAAUCCAGGACUGCUGGGAAUAAUUGCUAGCAAUGACAUCCGUAAACAAAACCAAGCUGCCUUCGACAAGGAGAGUGUAAUUGGUCUGAUUAUUUGGUUCUCUUGCGUACUAUACAGUUCUCUUCGCACAGCAUCUAAGUCUUCAAAAAUUACAAUGAGCGACAAGGUUCUCAUCAACGACAAUGGAGCUGUUCGCAAUGGAGACACUUCUCUAAUCGACAACGAAGACUAUGUUGCAGUAGAGGGCCGCAAUCAUGACGCUGAGUCUGGAGCUGAACCCAAGGUCUGGGACAAUGAAGAAGAUACCGUUGCUUACAGCUGGAGUUUCUUCCACUUGAUGUUUGCUUUAGCAACUCUUUAUGUUAUGAUGACGCUUACUAAUUGGUACAAGCCAAACUCAACUCUCGAAACAUUGAACUCCAACCCUGCUUCCAUGUGGGUAAAAAUAAUUUCUUCAUGGAUGUGUCUUGGAAUGUAUGUUUGGUCAUUAGUUGCUCCAACAAUUCUUCGUGAUCGCGAUUUUUCAUAA
Cotesia congregata is the source of this 1395-nucleotide messenger RNA. Lineage: Eukaryota; Metazoa; Arthropoda; Insecta; Hymenoptera; Braconidae. The record is from the annotation of a GenBank genome assembly.